UGGUGACUCUCUCACUCUAUGACUCGCUGCUCAUUAUAUAUUCCCUUUUUAUGCUAUUAAAAUAUUCAAGUAACUUGAACUCUGGAAAUUGAGUUGGUAAAGAAGAGAAAUGGCGAGCUCGGUUGAGGAAGCCAACGAAUUCGUGUGCUUGGAACUCCCUGCUCCUUCUGGCUGGAAGAAAAAGUUUAUGCUCAAAAAAGGAGGUACACCAAAGAAAAAUGAAAUCAUAUUCACAGCCCCAACAGGAGAGGAGAUCACCAGCAGGAAGCAAUUGGACCAGUACCUCAAGACCCACCCUGGGGGUCCUCCAAUAUCAGAAUUUGACUGGGGAACUGGUGAAACCCCAAGAAGAUCAGCAAGGAUCAGCGAGAAAGCAAAGGCAACUCCGCCACCAGAGAGAGAGACUCCGAAGAAAAGAAGCAGAAAAUCUUCUGCUUCAAAGAAGGAUGAUAAGGAGAAAGAAGCUCCUGAAGGAAGUGAAGCAGCACAGGAUGUCCACAUGGAAGAAGCAGAAAAAUCUGUGAAGGAUACUACUGGUACAGUGACUGAGAAAGAUGUUGCAAAGGAAGGUCAAGAUGAGAAAGGGGGUGAAACCCAAACAAUUGAAACUCAAGCCACUGAUAAAGAUGCUGUAAAGGAGAGAGAGAAUGAAAACAAGAAUGAGACCCCAGCUACAGAUUGCAAAGCAGAAGAUACUGAAGAGCAGGAGAAGAAUGUUGAAGCUGAAGUGGUGGAUUCUAAAGAGUCCCAGGUUGGGAAGGUAUCUGAUGGCUCUGAAGAUGCCAAGGACAAAGAAAAACAACAGCAAAUACCACCCAUCGAAGCGGAGAAAGAGGAUGGGACUGGAGAAGGAGACAAGCAGGUAACUGGUGCUGAAGAAAAGAAGCAAGAAGUGGAAGCAGAAGAGAAAGUCGAGCAGAAUAGUGAAGCAAACAGGAGCGCUGAUGGGCAAAGUAGCUUGGUGAGCGAAAAGGCUGAGGGAGGUGUGAUACAGAAUGGCGAUCGUGCAGAGGUUGACAAGUCCAAGCCUUGAAUUUAUCAAACAUAAUGCUGUUUAUGUAAUAUCUUGUUCUGACCUUCAUAGGCUGGUGGCUUCUUUUGAAUGACAGUAGUGUUGUUGUUGAGUAAUAGAUACUCCGAUUGUUCAUGAGACAUCUGUAGUAUGUAAAAUCAUAGAUUAGCAGGUUAAUGUCGCUGCUGUCUUUCGUUGAACGUGUAGUGACUGAGAUCUUUGUAACAUUACUACCUUACAUUAUAGAGUAGGCCUUCAACAUUCCAACCUUCCUUGCAUUGAAGGAAUUGUAGGUUGCAUAGAUCUCUGUAACAUGUCGAUCAGAACUGUGUCUAUGUAAUGAUAUAAUAAGUCAUCUUCAGUUACUCGAGU
This is a messenger RNA of Coffea eugenioides, 1384 nucleotides long. RefSeq names its product methyl-CpG-binding domain-containing protein 10-like. The record is from RefSeq and is a predicted model, not a curated record. Bases 110 to 1033 code for a protein of 307 amino acids. Gene Ontology annotation, molecular function: DNA binding. Lineage: Eukaryota; Viridiplantae; Streptophyta; Magnoliopsida; Gentianales; Rubiaceae. The transcript has 2 exons.